Molecule: messenger RNA, 1209 nt
Organism: Hordeum vulgare subsp. vulgare (domesticated barley)
Lineage: Eukaryota; Viridiplantae; Streptophyta; Magnoliopsida; Poales; Poaceae
Product: (+)-neomenthol dehydrogenase-like
Exons: 4
Coding region: 125-1048 (307 amino acids)
Cellular component (GO): membrane
Molecular function (GO): oxidoreductase activity, acting on the CH-OH group of donors, NAD or NADP as acceptor
Source: RefSeq, a predicted model, not a curated record
CGCAUGUGCUGUUGGCUUGCAUGAUGGCCUACCCGUGUGCCUAUCUGAUGAUUGAGAGAACGCUAUCCGAUCCAAUCAUCUUCUUGUUUGAGCUCGUGGUCGUCGUGCACGAGCAGUAGCACUCAUGGAAGGAGCCAUCUCCAGCCGGCCAAACACAAGGGUCGCCGUCGUCACCGGCGGGAACAAGGGGAUCGGCUUCGAGGUGUGCCGGCAAUUAGCCGUCGAUGGAGGAGUGACGGUCGUCCUGACGGCCCGGGACGAGGCGAGGGGCGCGGAGGCGGCGGAGAGGCUCAGAGCGCUGGGUGUCACCGACGCCGUCUUCCAUCAGCUGGACAUCACGGACGCCUCCAGCAUCGCUACGCUAGUCUACUUCCUCGACACCCGUUUCGGCAAGCUCGACAUCCUGGUCAAUAAUGCCGGUGUUGGAGGGGUUGAGUACCCGCAAGAACUCGAAGCCAACGACGGUCAGUUCGCCGGCCUGGACUCGAAGCAGAGACUUGAAUGGAUGGUGAAGAAUGUCCGGGAGCCCAUCGACGCCGCAAGGAAAGCCGUGGAGACAAACUACUACGGCACCAAGCAUGUAACCCAAGCCCUGCUGCCGCUGCUGCAAUCUUCCAAGGAGGGAAGGAUUGUGACUGUCUCCUCCGAAUACGGACUGCUAAGGCUUAUCAGCAACGAGGAGGCGAGGCGGGACCUCAACGACAUCGACAACCUGACGGAGGAGAGGCUGGACGAGCUGCUGGGCAAGUUCCUGAAUGACUUCGAGGAGGGCGACGCGCUGGAGACGCACGGGUGGCCCACGGGGUUCUCGGCGUACAAGGUGGCCAUGGCCGCCACCAACGCCUACUCGAGGAUCUUGGCCAGGAGGCACCCCAUGCUGCGCGUCAACUGCGCGCAUCCGGGCUACGUCAAGACGGACAUGAGCAUGGGCUCGGGUGUCCUGACGCCCGAGGAGGGAGCGCAGCGCGUGGUGAUGGUGGCGCUGCUGCCGGACGGCGGCCCGACCGGCAAGUACUUCACCAAGGGCGAGGAGGCGUCGUUCGUGUGAGCUAUGUUACGAUGGUUUGAGAUUUUGAGUAGUACUUCCUCCGGUCCUUUUUAGUCUGCAUAUUAGCUUUGUCCGAAAUCAAAGUAUCUCUACUUUGACCAAAUUUAUAAAAACAUGUAUCAACAUUCACAAUGUCAAAUUAAUAUUGUUAGAUUCAUUAA